This is a messenger RNA of Bombina bombina (fire-bellied toad), 3658 nucleotides long. Its product is annotated as oocyte zinc finger protein XlCOF7.1-like. Gene Ontology annotation, biological process: negative regulation of transcription by RNA polymerase II. The transcript is spliced from 14 exons. Gene Ontology annotation, molecular function: DNA-binding transcription repressor activity, RNA polymerase II-specific. The record is from RefSeq and is a predicted model, not a curated record. The coding region runs from base 88 to 2220 and encodes 710 amino acids. NCBI's taxonomy places the organism in Eukaryota, Metazoa, Chordata, Amphibia, Anura, Bombinatoridae.
CAUCAUCAGUCCUUUAGCCGGACUGGAUCUAGCUGCUACCAGGUGUCACAUUUAUAGCAUCUGACUCACUCACUGACAAAGAACAAGAUGAAGAAAUACAGGAAGCAGAUAGCAGAGCAGUUCCUGAGUCAGGCCCUGGGCAUCAUCUGCCUGCUGACCGGAGAGGAAUACACCAUUGUGAAGAAGAGGCUCUCCCACAGCAGCGUUCAACAGCUGAGCGGAGAGGUGCCUAUAAAGUGUGAUGAUGUUGCUGUGUAUUUCUCUAUGGAGGAGUGGGAGUAUAUAGAGGGACACAAGGAGCUUUACAAGGACGUCAUGAUGGAGACUCACCAAGCACUAAGGACUAUGGAGAUCUCAGGAAAUGAGAGCUCAGAACUAACAGGUCACAGUGAUGAAAAUCUAGACACAGGAGCACAUAGAGAACUGGUACAGAAUAUUCAGCCAGUGGAGACCCCAUCAGACGUCUCUGCAGAUCUAACAGGUCACAGUGAUGAAAAUCUAGACACAGGAUCACAUAGAGAACUUGUACAGAAUAUUCAGCCAUCAGAUGUCUCUGCAGAUGACAUUAAUACUGAUGUAGACGUUAAAACAGAAGAUCUGAGUGUAACUUGUGAGCUGGAAGCUCCAAUGCAGGAAAUGUGUGACAGUGACAAUGCAGGGGAAAAAGAUGCUAAGAUUUCAUGUAACACAAAACAAACAGAAGAUCAGUGGCUAGGCAAUAUGCCAGAAGCAGCAGAGCAGGAAAUAUGUGAUAAUAUAAGUACAGAUGUAAACAAUGCUAACAUUUUAUGUAAAACAGAACAAACAGAAGAUCAGGGGAUAGCAAAUAUGUCAGAAGCUGCAAAGCAGGAAAUAUGUGACAAUAUAAAUACAGGGGAAAAAGAUGCUAAGAUUUCAUGUAACACAAAACAAACAGAAGAUCAGUGGCUAGGCAAUAUGCCAGAAGCAGCAGAGCAGGAAAUAUGUGAUAAUAUAAGUACAGAUGUAAACAAUGCUAACAUUUUAUGUAAAACAGAACAAACAGAAGAUCAGGGGAUAGCAAAUAUGUCAGAAGCUGCAAAGCAGGAAAUAUGUGACAAUAUAAAUACAGGUGAAAAAGAUGCUAAGAUUUCAUGUAACACAAAACAAACAGAAGAUCAGUGGCUAGGUAAUAUGCCUGAAGCAGCAGAGCAGGAAAUAUGUGAUAAUAUAAGUACAGGUGAAAACUAUGCUAAGAUUUCAUGUAACACAGAAGAAACAGAAGAUCAGUGGCUAAGAAAUGUCCAACCAUCAGAGCAGGAAAUUUGUGCCAAUAUAAGUACAGGGGAAUUCACAAACUGCAAUAAUCCUAGUCAUGAUCAGAGUGCAGAUGCUUCUUUACAUCUUCUUCAAAAUCAAAGAAGCCAUGUGGGAAAUUUAUGUUCUGAAUGUGGGAAAUGUUUUCUUAAGAAAUCACAUCUUUUUAAACAUCUAAAAAUUCAUACAGGAGAAAAGCUAUUUUCCUGUCCUAUAUGUGGGACAUGUUUUAACUGUAAAAACAUUCUUGCUGCUCAUCAGAAAAUUCAUACAGGAGAAUUUUCAUGUUCUGAUUGUGGGAAAUGCUUUACUCAGAAAUCAAAUCUUAUUCAUCAUCAGAAAAUUCAUACAGGGGAGAAAGAAUUUUCGUGUUCUGACUGUGGGAAAUGUUUUACUCGGAAAUCACAUCUUCUUAGACAUCAGAAAACGCAUACAGGAGAAAAAGCAUUUUCGUGUUCUGACUGUGGAAAAUGUUUUACUCGGAAAUCGCAUCUUCUUAGACAUCAAAAAAUUCAUACAGAGGAGAAAACAUUUUCAUGUUCUGACUGUGGGAAAUGUUUUAAUCUGAAAUCAAAUCUCAUUACACAUCAGAAAAUUCAUACAGGGGGGAAAGGAUUUCCAUGUUCUGACUGUGGAAAAUGUUUUAUCCUGAAAUCAUAUGUUAUUAGGCAUAAGAAAAUUCAUACAGGGGAGAAAGCAUUUUCAUGUUCUAACUGUGGGAAAUGUUUUACUUUUAAAUCAAAUCUCAUUACACAUCAGAAAAUUCAUACAGGGGUGAAAGGAUUUUCAUGUUCUGACUGUGGGAAAUGUUUUACUCGGAAAUCACAUCUUCUUAGACAUCAGAAAACGCAUACAGGAGAAAAAGCAUUUUCGUGUUUUGACUGUGGGAAAUGUUUUACUCGGAAAUCAACUCUUCUUAUGCAUCAAAAAAUUCAUACGGAGUGAAAGGAUUUCCAUGUUCUGACUGUGGAAAAUUUUUUACUCUGAAAUCAACUCUUAUUAUGCAUCAGAAAAUUCAUACAGGGGAGAAAGCAUUUUUAUGUUCUGACUGGGGGAAAUCUUUUACUCUGAAAUCACAUCUUCUUAGUCAUCAGAAAACGCAUACAGGAGAAAAGGUAUUUUUGUGUUCUGACUGUGGGAAAUAUUUUACUCAGAAAUCACAUAUUAUUAGGCAUCAGAAAGCUCAUAUUAAAAAAACUUUAGAGUUUAACCUCCUAAGUGCAGAGGAAUAAUAUGGUAGUUGUCACCCACACAAUAUACCAAGUGCUGAUGAUUACUGCAUGUGACCCCCUGGGGAGUGCAGUUUUAGAGCUGUUUGAGGUCCCUUCUGCACCUCAGUCGUUUAUGAGGUGACCCCAGGGUGGAUUUGAUUUAAAAAUUAUGAUUUAAAUCACUAGUCCGUAAGACCAAUUUUAAAUCAUGGUUUUUAUUUUUAGAAUAAGUUUUCAGAUUAUUUGUUUAUAGUUAUACCAGGCUAUUAUUAAAUUGGUUAUAUAUGAUUAGAUAUGCAUAGAUAGAUCAUUGAAAUUAAUGAAAUUAUUUGGAGGUGAAUUAUCUCCAGUUUAAUUGGUUAAUCAUGCACAUUUGAUUAACUUUUCACCUGUACUUUAUUGGAAGGAGGAAAAUUAUUACAUUAAUAAUAACAAUAUAAAUAGUUUUAUUUUACUAAAACAAUAACAUUAUUUUUAAUUUUAAUCCUUGCCCCUCCCUCCUCACACUUAGGUCCUUGUGCAUAUCUAUUCCGUUCCAAACAAUCUUCUAUUCAGUGAGCUUCUUGAAACUUAGUAUGGGUGUAUUCUGUGUACAUAGAUUUGAAGGGGAUCAAUGACAUUAACAUGAAUUUUUUUAACAAUUUUCCAAUUGACUUCUCUUAUCUAAUUUGCUUUGUUCUUUAGGUGUCCAUUGUUAAAAAGCCUGCAUAGGUAGGCUCACUCAGAUGUAAUGCACUACUGUAAGCUAGCUGCUUGUCACGGUCUCACCCAUUGUAUUCAGAUAGCCCCCAGUGGAGCAUUGCUCUCCUUCAACAAAGGAUUCCAAGAGAAUGACACAAAUAUAAGUAAAUCUAAAAAUGUUAUGUUCUAAGGUCUAUUUAUCAACUCUGUAUGUUCAUUUUUUAGAUAUUUUGCUGUGGAUGUUAUUUCUGCAGACACGAAUUCACAGCUUUGAGAACUACAAAAUGAAUCAUAUGUGAUAAUAUCAUUAAGAUUGAAAAAUUGUUCAAAAUAAUCUAAGCAUGAUAUUGUGAAUAGAUUAAUGAAAUUAAUAAAAAAACAUUACAGUAAUAAAUAAACAGCAUCUUGCUAUAUAAUUAAAAACUAAUUUAUAUUUCAGGAUGAAUAACCUUUGGAUUAUAAUGUAUCUUGAAUAAAACUAUUUUUAAAUA